AUGGACCCCCUCCAGAUUGAACAACUACACAAGGGCCUCUUUGCCAAAAUCGCGUUGGAUUACUCCAAUGCUGCGUGCAUCGCGCUCUGGGCAAGUCAUUUCAUGUUGCCAGUGACGGAGUGUCUCAUCUGGUCUCAGGUCACAGAUUACUUUGCGAUGCUUCCUUUGGAGACGAAAGCACGGAGGCAGGUCGCGUGUGUCUGGUCUAAGCCACUCAGCAAAGUAAACAGUCUAUACUUCAUCCUGAAGUACAUGCCAGCACUCCAUCUCCCGUCCCUGCUCUUGCAAGGCGUCGCGCUAUCAAUUCCAAUGGAGAUGUGCCAACCACUGUUCAUUGCCAAUAGCGUCAUUAUACCAUUCAUACUCCUAGCCGUCCUCUUCCUCCGAAUACAUGUCCUUGGACAGUCUAAACCUCUGACAAUCUACCUUGUUGCCCAUUACAUAAUUUCGAACUUUGCCAUCUUCGCACUGUCUGCCAAGUUCUACACUACCGUCGAAGCGGCUCCGUUUCGCCCCCGCGAGCGCUUUGGAUGUACCUCCCUGAUAGCAGACGGAAACUUCACUUCGAUCAUCUAUGCAAUCAUUCUGUUCAACGAGCUGGUCAUGGCGUUCCUUACCCUUUUCCUCGCCUACCGCAAAUACAUGGCGUCAAGCUCGACACCGAUAAUGCGCAUAUUUCGUCGCGACGGAACAUUCUACUUCAUUACACUCGCAGUUAUUUCCACUGCAAACAUCCUUGUCAAUCGCCUUCAUCCUGAUAGUAUUCCAUCCUCCUUGCCGUGUAGGUCCCCCUCUUCUCACCCCGAAACAUUGCUUGAUCGCAACACUGGCCAGGAUCCAAUAUACCCUCCACAAUGUCUUCACAACCAGGAUGAUCCUUCACCUUCGGAUGACCACAAGGCAAAGCGAACAUCCUGA
Messenger RNA from Coprinopsis cinerea okayama7#130, 918 nucleotides. RefSeq lists its product as hypothetical. Bases 1 to 918 code for a protein of 305 amino acids. NCBI's taxonomy places the organism in Eukaryota, Fungi, Basidiomycota, Agaricomycetes, Agaricales, Psathyrellaceae. The record is from RefSeq and is a predicted model, not a curated record. The transcript has 13 exons.